Physcomitrium patens is the source of this 1622-nucleotide messenger RNA. RefSeq lists its product as uncharacterized. The record is from RefSeq and is a predicted model, not a curated record. NCBI's taxonomy places the organism in Eukaryota, Viridiplantae, Streptophyta, Bryopsida, Funariales, Funariaceae. Gene Ontology annotation, biological process: signal transduction.
AUGGAAGUUGGGACGAGAGUUGGGAACAAGAAGAGAAUAGGGGGGGUUAGGAUGAAGAAGGUUGGAAAUGGAGAGAGUGGGGGCUUGGAUGGAGGGAGGCUGUGGUUCUACCGACAGUGUGAGCAUGUUUCCUUCCUUCUGUGGUCACAAUUUUGUGUUUGUUUGUUUGCUUUUGAUCAUAUCCUCGUGUGGAGCUGUGCGGCGCGGAAGCAGAUCCAAGUUUAUGCUCAAUCUGGUUGCAAUCUCUGGAGCCUUGCAGGGGUCUCAUGUGUUUUGAUGAAUGAUCUGACAAUGGACGAUUGCACGUUGUCUUUGCUUAGCUCCGAAGAUGGUGAUGAGGUGACGUGCUCUCAAGAGUGCGACGCGGGAAAUCGAGAGUGCGAGAUGGCCGUUUUGGAGGAGGACUGGGUUCGGGUACAGGCACGCGCCACGCUCAACAUCUUCCUCAGCCACAGCGGAGCUCAAAAGGACUUCGUGGAGCAGUUGCGCGAAGACCUAGAACGAGCGGGUCAAUCCCCCUUCUUUGACAAGCGCACCAACAGCCUGCCCAAGGGGGAGGAAUUCGCAGGACGCAUCUUUACCGCCGCGGAGGAAUGCGACUUGGCCAUCGUGGUGGUUUCGGAAGAGUAUUUCACUCGCACCAAGUGGCCCAUGCAGGAGCUCGUCGCUCUCUCGAGAGCACCCGGAUGUAAGAAGAUCCUGCCUUUGUUCUUCGGCAUAUCGUGCAAAGAGUUUAAGAACCCGGAGAGGCGACGCCACUGGUAUCAGGUUUGAGACAAGUGGGCCAAGUCGGACACGAGGAUCUUGGUACCCACAUGGGAGAACGCCGUGGGAGAACUAGACCGCAGGAACGGCAUGGAGUACGUGAGAGCGCUUGGGGAGGUGCAGUUCCGGAAGGAAGUGGUCUCCAUCGUGAACACCCUAACAUCAUCUCAAGACAAGGUAAUUCAAGUCGACAGCGCCGGCUCUCUACCCAGCAGUACAUGGGAGAAUUCAUCAGAAAGGCGGGUACCGCACAUACGGGAGUGGACUGAUUGCGCGCUGCUAAUGCUGCCGAGUUCGAUGGUGGAGCAGACUCCGCAAGGGGUGCUGCAGGCGAAGGGCGUGUGGGGCAAUUUACUGCACAUGAUGCUCCGAACGGCGCUGACGAUGGCGUUGGUUUCAGUGCUGAUGUAUCUAUUCUAUCUGUUUGCAUUCUAUAUUUUCUUCCCAGUGUCGAUAUCCUCGAUGGACAAGCUUAUGAACGACGCUCACUCCACCUCAUUUCCUUUCAAAUCCACCUCAUUUUCUUUAGGCUCCGAACUUGAUUUGCAGCAGCUUCAUGUGUAGGAGACAUUGUACAGAUUGUGUCACUACCCUUUCUAUUCUGUUCUAUUCUAUUGUACACUCAUCCUGUCCUGCCUUGCAAAGAUGUUUGCUUAUUCCUAUUCCAUAACUAGUUCAGGUAUGGUUUGCUUGGUUUGCUUGCAGCUACUGCUUUUGGAAGUGCAGUUGUUAGAUAGAUUUUGAAGCAGCUUAUUCCAAAUGUUUUGUUUCAAUUGUAUUUAGUUUUAUUUUAGGAUUUUUUUGUUUGUGAAGAGUGUUGAUAAUAUGUUCAUGAAUGCAAUUAGUAUUAGUUGAUA